Babesia bigemina is the source of this 1182-nucleotide messenger RNA. RefSeq names its product microtubule-associated protein RP/EB family member protein, putative. Lineage: Eukaryota; Apicomplexa; Aconoidasida; Piroplasmida; Babesiidae. Gene Ontology annotation, molecular function: microtubule plus-end binding. Gene Ontology annotation, biological process: protein localization to microtubule plus-end; regulation of microtubule polymerization or depolymerization; spindle assembly. The record is from RefSeq and is a predicted model, not a curated record. Gene Ontology annotation, cellular component: cytoplasmic microtubule; microtubule organizing center; spindle midzone. The transcript has a single exon. The coding region runs from base 1 to 1182 and encodes 393 amino acids.
AUGAUGCAGCGAUCUCGUGGUAGUGCCGCGGCGAGCCCUCACCGGGGCUUGGACGUCAAUCCGCUUGUCGGCCGCAGCGAACUCAUAGCCUGGGUAAACGACACGCUCGGCGUCACUAUUGAACGCGUUGAGCAGUGUUGUAAUGGAGCGGUGUACAUACAGCUGCUUGAUGUUGUUCACCCCGGCCGUGUGCCGCUCGCGCGCGUGAAGUUCGGCGCUGCGCUGGAAUACGAAUACCUCGCCAACUACAAAGUGCUCCAGAUUGCGUUCACUAAGCUGGGGAUCUCGAAACACGUUGAUGUGCAGAAGCUCACGAAGGGGCGCUACCAAGACAACCUCGAGUUCCUACAGUGGAUGCGAGGAUACGUGGAAUCCCAUCGCACAGUCGAGAGCUCGGAGUAUGACGGAGUGCGCCGCCGAGUCACGGCGGUGAUACGCAAUUGUAUCGCAAACAACAGCAAUGCACACCUCACGCUGGGCAGCGUCACAAGCGCCUUGCCAGCAUGGGCUCAAGAAGGCGUUACGGUGCCAUUGAUAAAGGAAUGCCUGGCCAAUGUAAAAGCGUCGGCAACCACCAACUCGCAGGAUGGAGCGAAGCCGUCGGAGAGCAGAGAAAAUAACGUUUCGAAUCGUCAGGGCUCGGUGGACCCGAAACAGGUUGUGCGAGCAACGAGAAGCGCAGCGUCUUCCAUCUCUGGCAGAGAUGCGAAGAUACGCCGCAUCACGUCUUCGAAUGGUAGCAAGAGCCAGCAAUCGGAUGCUUCCUCGAGAACCAGCACAGCAGACACGCAUGUUAAGGAAUCCGACGCUGGUGCUGCAGUAUCGCGUUGCGCGAGUGUCGAAACGUCAUUACCCCCGAACCACACCGACCUUCUGGAUGCGGAGAGGCACAGAUGCCAAGAAUUGGAGUCUCAGUUGAAGAGUCAAAAACAGCAAGCGGAGGACCUACGAUCGUCACUUGAUGAACGUGAUCGCACGGUCGCCGCCCUUCAGGAACAGGUGGAUUCCCUGAAAAAGCAGCUGGGCCAACUUCAGGCAGACAAGCAAGUGGCCAAGAUGAGCAAGGACUUUUACUACAACAAGUUACGUCGCAUAGAAAUUUUGUGCCAGAAGUGUGAAACGGGGCAGAUCGAAGUGGCACCAUUGUUCGACGUUAUGUAUGCCACCGAUAAUGUUGCAUGA